Gambusia affinis (western mosquitofish) is the source of this 951-nucleotide messenger RNA. It is a transcript of the gene mmachc, whose product is annotated as metabolism of cobalamin associated C. The coding region runs from base 16 to 840 and encodes 274 amino acids. Gene Ontology annotation, cellular component: cytoplasm. The record is from RefSeq and is a predicted model, not a curated record. NCBI's taxonomy places the organism in Eukaryota, Metazoa, Chordata, Actinopteri, Cyprinodontiformes, Poeciliidae. Gene Ontology annotation, biological process: cobalamin metabolic process. The transcript has 5 exons. Gene Ontology annotation, molecular function: demethylase activity; cyanocobalamin reductase (cyanide-eliminating) (NADP+) activity; FAD binding.
ACAUCCCACAAUUCAAUGCCUCGCGUUACCAACGCAACAAUGGCGGCUUCCUCUGCCAGUGUGGAGGGUGUAAUAGGACCGCUAGGCAGCUGUUUAACUAAACUAGGGUUUGAAGUGUUCCCUCUGAAGGUAGGCUGGUAUAACUCAGUGUUGCCUCCUUCCUUUCACCUGCCUUACCCAGAUGAUGCCUUGGCCGUGGUGGUGCUCAGCACUCCUGCUAUGUUUGAACAAGCCUUCCUGCCCUUCUUGGAGCGCAGCAGCAUUCAGAAGCCAUCCGACCCUGUAGACCAAUGUGUCCGGCACUGUGUCUCCACUGCAGUCUCACAGUGUUUCCCAGAACUGAAGGUGGAUGUGAGGUACGACUACGAGCUGCUGCCAAGCAGGAAGCCGAAGUUCUUGGCGCAGACUGCCGCGCACGUGUCUGGAGCGGCGUUCUACUACCAGCAGUCUGACGUCACAGACCAGCCCUGGGCCGGAAGAAAGAUGUUUGGAGUUUGCAUUCAUCCGAGCUUUGGCGGCUGGUUUGCCAUCCGGGCCCUGCUGGUGUUUGAGGAUGUGGCGGUGGGCGCCGAGCUGGUGCAGCCCGAUCCUCCGGACUGCGUUGCUUCCAGAGAAGACAGAAUCAAGCUGCUGGAGGCCUUUAACCUCCACUGGCAGGACUGGAGCUACCGAGACAUCGUCCCUGUGGGACAGACCUACUCAGAGAGACAGAAGGAGUACUUCUCCACUCCCCCGGCUCAGCGCCUCGCACUGCUCAGGAGUUGGGGCCUUUUGCCAAAAGAAGAGGCCCAACCUGAUCUCGGCCCACGAGAGCAGAACCAGGCCAACGGACACGGCUGACCCCUGGGGCUCCUGAGUCGAACCCUCUGCUGCUUUCAUUUGUUUUCAUUCAACCCCAGCUGAGUUUGAGUCUGGUGUGGCGUGUUUUUUUUAUUUUUCAUUUUUUAUUUG